CCCCCGGGUAGAGGAGAAGCCUGCGGGGAGACUGGGGCGGAGCGCGGGGUGGCCCUGGUGCCCCGAGGCGAUGGCCGAGGACCGAGAUGUUCGAUUUGUCACCGAGGAGAGCUUCGACUUCGGUGUGCUGUCCCCAUCUGACAGCCAGGAAGAAGAGGAGGCUGAGGACAGCCCGAGCGGGGGGUGCCGGCACGGGGGCGGCAACGGGCGCUGGAGUCCCCUGCGUGGGGCCCGUCUGGAAGAGAUGGUGCGGGAGGCCACGCGCCUGGCGGCACAGUUGGAGGGAUGUCUCCUGCCCCCUCCCGACCCCGGAGACCUCUCGGGACCCGCCACCACGCCCCCCGGCACCCCCCGCAGCCCCCGCCGCCAGACCUUCGUAGUGAAGGACAGCCCGGUGCGGGCGCUCCUGCCCAUCGUGGAGUCGCGGGGACCUGCCCUCAUCCCCAAUCUCCCCGCCAAGCCCCAGGGGGCAUCCGCUGCUACCAGUGGCCCCAGGGCACCCCCCAGCCGUAGUUCCACAGCAGUGGCGAAGGGACCCUCAGGAGGCAGGGGGCUCCCCCCUAGCCGCGUGGGCCUUUCCCGGCCAUGCCCUCCCCAGAGGCAGGGGGCUGGUACCCAGGGCAGGUCAGACCCCCCCCGGGGGGGGAUAGCAGGCCAGCCUAAGGCAAGGGGGGGCACAGUCCCCUGCCCCCCCCACACCUGGCAGCCCCACACCAGGACCACCACUACCCCUGUCCCCUCUGGCUGUUCCCCAGCACCCACUGCCCUCCCCAAGGUGUCCCCUCGGACUCCAGCAGUGGGUGGGAAGACCCCCCUCUCCAGAGGUGUGGGGCCGGCACGGCCAGCCCCCCUUACUGCUACCUCGGGGUGCAAACCAGGAUCCCCCCCUGCCCGCCUGCGGCCCCCCCGCAAGACGGCAGUGAGCAGCACCCCGAGGUGACACCCCUAAACCACCCCAUACCCACCCAGAGGCCCUACGGACAU
This is a messenger RNA of Cinclus cinclus, 984 nucleotides long. It is a transcript of the gene PSRC1, whose product is annotated as proline and serine rich coiled-coil 1. Gene Ontology annotation, cellular component: spindle pole; spindle microtubule; microtubule cytoskeleton. The transcript is spliced from 7 exons. NCBI's taxonomy places the organism in Eukaryota, Metazoa, Chordata, Aves, Passeriformes, Cinclidae. Gene Ontology annotation, molecular function: microtubule binding. The record is from RefSeq and is a predicted model, not a curated record. Gene Ontology annotation, biological process: mitotic metaphase chromosome alignment. Bases 71 to 940 code for a protein of 289 amino acids.